Nelumbo nucifera (sacred lotus) is the source of this 3216-nucleotide messenger RNA. RefSeq names its product subtilisin-like protease SBT1.8. The record is from RefSeq and is a predicted model, not a curated record. Gene Ontology annotation, molecular function: serine-type endopeptidase activity. Gene Ontology annotation, biological process: proteolysis. NCBI's taxonomy places the organism in Eukaryota, Viridiplantae, Streptophyta, Magnoliopsida, Proteales, Nelumbonaceae.
ACUCACUCCACCCCCAGUCCCCAGUCCCCAGUCCCCACUGCUCCACUGGAAACAGGAACAGAAUCCUCCUCUGUCAUGACUUUGAUUGAUGCAUCAUCAAAUAUCAACCUGCUUUUGGGCCCUACCUUAUCUGAUUUUCCGGCAUCAACUGUGCCAAACGCCUAACGCCGUCGAACCCAACUUCCAUCUCCUCUAUCGUCCCAUUGCACCGUUACCAUACAUAUUAUCAUCUCUCCACUCUCCAGUCUCCACCCUCAACCUGCACUGUCAUUUUUGUAAUUACUUCACAUGUUGAGCCGUUUUCCUUAACUCCCUACUUUAAAUCCCCACACCAUUCCCUUUCCUCUCUCUCUCAGAGUCUCCUCAUACGCACACCCACCAUGGCCAUGGCGUCUUUGGCCUGGUCGUCUUGCUUCACUUUUCUUCUUCUUCUUCUUCUUCUUCUUCUUCUUCACUGUCUAUCAGUUCUUGCCAAACAGACGUACAUUGUUCACAUGAAACAUCAUCUCAAGCCCUUAUCCUACGCUACCCACCACGACUGGUACUCCGCCCAACUCCAAUCUCUAUCUUCUUCUGGUUCCUCUACCUUGCUCUAUACCUACUCCACUGCCUAUCACGGUUUCGCCGCCUCACUCGACCCCGACCAAGUUGAGGCACUCCGCCUAUCUGCCUCCGUCCUUGGUGUCUACCAGGAUUCCAUUUACACUCUCCACACCACUCGUACCCCAGAAUUCCUAGGCCUCGACACCGACUUGAGCUUGUGGGCCGGCCACCGUACCCAAGAUUUGGACCAAGCCACCAAGGAUGUCAUCAUCGGCAUCCUGGACACCGGUGUUUGGCCCGAGUCUAAGAGUUUCGAUGACUCCGGAAUGCCCCAGGUACCUUCUCGAUGGCGUGGCGAGUGCGAGUCCGCCCCCGACUUCAGCCCAUCUCUUUGCAACAAGAAACUCAUCGGCGCCCGCAGCUUCUCCAAGGGUUACCGCAUGGCCUCCGGUGCGAGUUACAGUAAGAAACCGAAAGAGACGGAGUCUCCCCGGGACCGAGACGGCCACGGUACCCACACGGCCAGUACGGCGGCCGGGUCACACGUAGCGAACGCAAGCCUUCUCGGAUAUGCUUCCGGCACAGCCCGUGGGAUGGCGACAAGGGCGCGCGUGGCCACUUAUAAGGUUUGUUGGAGCACAGGUUGUUUCGGUUCGGACAUACUUGCCGGAAUGGAUCAGGCCAUCGCCGACGGUGUGGAUGUUCUAUCACUCUCCCUUGGGGGUGGUUCCGCACCUUACUACCGCGACACCAUCGCCAUCGGAGCGUUCACGGCCAUGGAGAUGGGAAUUUUUGUCUCCUGCUCCGCUGGUAACAGUGGGCCAAGUCGAGCAUCACUUGCCAAUGUUGCUCCGUGGAUAGCGACCGUUGGUGCUGGGACACUCGACCGGGAUUUCCCAGCUUACGCCCAUCUCGGUAACGGUAAGCGGUUCUCCGGCGUGUCACUCUACAGUGGAAAGGGAAUGGGAACGAAACCGGUUAGUUUGUUCUACGGCAAGGGGAACGAGACGAGCAACUUGUGCUUGCCUGGUUCGCUUGAACCGGAACUGGUUCGCGGGAAGGUAGUACUCUGCGACCGGGGUAUUAGUGCGCGAGUAGAGAAGGGUGCGGUAGUUCGUGAUGCGGGCGGAUUGGGCAUGAUACUGGCGAACACGGCGGCCAGCGGCGAAGAGCUUGUGGCGGACAGCCAUUUGCUUCCGGCGGUUGCAGUGGGGAGGAAGGUAGGGGAUAUGAUCAGGGAGUAUGCAAGAUCAGAUCCGAAUCCGAUGGCUGUGCUGAGUUUUGGUGGGACAGUACUGAAUGUAACGCCAUCACCAGUAGUCGCAGCAUUUAGUUCGAGAGGACCAAACGUGGUAACACCCCAGAUACUGAAGCCGGAUCUGAUUGGACCUGGAGUGAACAUAUUAGCAGCUUGGUCUGAAUCGGUCGGACCCACUGGUCUGGUGAAAGAUACAAGGAAGACCGGGUUCAACAUCAUGUCUGGUACAUCGAUGUCGUGUCCACACAUAAGUGGGGUGGCCGCGUUGCUGAAGGCGGCCCACCCAAAUUGGAGCCCCAGUGCCAUCAAGUCGGCCCUUAUGACCACCGCCUACACCCGUGACAACACCAAAUCCCCUCUUCGUGAUGCAGCUGGUGGAGCAAUCUCCAACCCGUGGGCCCAUGGGUCGGGACAUGUGGACCCACAGAAGGCGCUGUCUCCAGGGCUGGUGUACGACGCCACACCUGAGGACUAUAUCGCAUUCCUCUGCUCCUUGGACUAUAGUAUAGCCCAAAUCCAGAUGAUCACCAAGCGGCCCAAUAUCACCUGCUCCCGGCGGUUUGCAGACCCGGGUCACCUAAACUAUCCAUCCUUCUCUGUACUGUUCAGUGCCGAAACGAGAAUGGUCCGAUACACGCGAGAGUUGACUAAUGUGGGGCCGGCUGGGUCAGUGUAUGAUGUGAGUGUUAGUGGGCCAGCGAGCGUGGGAAUAACGGUGAAGCCCAGGAGGCUGGUGUUCAGAGAGGUUGGGGAGAAGCAGAAAUACAGCGUGAUGUUUGUGGCAAGGAAGGAGGGCACAGGUGGGAGGAGGGUGGGGACGACGGCAUUUGGCUGGCUUAGCUGGAGCAACGCUCAGCACCAAGUGCGAAGCCCCAUUUCAUAUGAAUGGUCACACCCGUGAGUCGCGUGUGGGUGCUGGCGAUGGAUUUGUUGUUUGCUUGAUAGGUGAGCUGGUGAGGGUCUCUCUUGAGACGUAAAGGAUUUGGCAGGUAGAGCAGGACAGCAAUGAAGAUGAGGAAUCCAAUGGACGGUUUUUUGCUCUUUCUGUCCGUCUCUCAGACCCUAUGACUGAUAUGCAAUCAACAAAGGAAAAGAAAAAAAAAAAAAAAAAUCUGACCGAGUGGGAAGCUGUCUGGUUGGUACAAAAUCUACAUUCGCUCGAGUUAGUUGUAUGCUCUGUACGUUAUCAACAAAACAAGAAAAAGAUUACUAACCUAAUUAGUCUACCAAAUGAAGUUCUCCCUCUCUCUACUGUCUUCCUCUCUGAAACAGGCACACACUAUCUAUCAUAUAUGUGUUACGUCUCCUUGCCUCAAGGCUUAUUUCGAUGUUUUGAAGUUGAGACAGUUUUUUUAUGAAAUCUGAUUUGAUGAUUGUGUGAGGGUGUAUGGACUCACACUACUACUUUAUCUCAA